GUGGAUGCAGCGGUGUCUAUGAGCGGAUUUUAGAAUCUUAGUGUUUCGAUAAUAAAGUGCAACAGAUGAGUGACAAGGUGCCCGGACUUAGCCAAGUUUAUCGGCGCUGUGCGCCAGCCGGCUUUGGCAUGGGUGGGCGUAGAAUAAUCAAAGCUGCGGCCUUCCUGAUAGCUUUAGGAUACAGCAGUUUGCUUGUUUAUCAGGGCGGUGUGAAUUUUAACUUCCAAGAAAGUCGGUCAGUGCAAGUGGCUGAUUUAUCUAUUGAACCUGUGACAAAAACCACUAUUUUAGAUAGUGGUCAGAAUAAAAAUAUAACUUUGGAUGAUAUUUUUAUAAGUGUUAAAACGACAAAACACUACCAAAAUACAAGAUUGCCGAUAUUAUUGAAGACAUGGUUCCAGUUGGCAAAGGAGCAGACAUGGUUCUUCACAGACAUAGACAACCAACUUCUACAAAAUCAAACAAACGGUCACAUGGUAAACACGAAGUGUUCGGCGUCGCAUCAGCGAAAACACCUCUGUUGCAAAAUGUCCGUCGAAUAUGACCGUUUUCUGGAAAGCGGUAAAAAGUGGUUCUGUCAUUUUGAUGAUGACAACUACGUGAACAUUCCUCGAUUGGUCAGCGUACUACAGACAUAUAAUCAUCACGAAGAUUGGUAUCUCGGUAGAACGUCUGUGUAUGAACCUGUGAAAAUAUACAAGAAGCCUACUAGCAAGUUACUAUUUUCAUUUUGGUUCGCGACCGGCGGAGCUGGUUUUUGUAUCAGCAGAAGUUUAGCUUUAAAGAUGUUGCCAGUGGCAAGUGGGGGAAGAUUCAUCAGCAUCUGCGAAGGUAUUCGAUUGCCAGAUGAUGUGUCCAUGGGAUUUAUUAUAGAACAUCUCAUGAAGAAAAAUUUAACUCGAGUGCCAGAGUUCCAUUCUCACUUGGAGCAAAUGAAACUUUUGAUGCCGGAAACUUUCCGGGAUCAAAUAUCAUUCAGUUACUCAAAGUCAAAGAACGGUUGGAACGUCAUAAACGUUCCUGGUUUCGACGCAAGAUAUGAUCCCACUAGAUUUCUUUCGCUGCACUGUUAUCUCUUUCCGCAUUUCAAAUUUUGUCCUAGGUAAUACCAAACCAAGAACAUAGAUUUAUAUUUAUAAUAGAAUUUUAUCUACAUCGUACAUUUUAUUUUAACAUUCCUAUACAUAGUUUAAAUAUUUACAAAACGAUUUUCGUAUAUAUACGGUGCAAUAACCAUUAUUUCAAAAUUCAUAUAAUAUAAACGAAUGAAAUGUUAUCUGUUGUGAAUAUUAUCUAGAUUGUGAUAUUAAUUUAACAAUCUUAAAAUUAAAUAAUAAUAUUGUAAAAAUUAUAAUUUGUUUAUUAAAUGUGAAAAUAUAUAAUGUUUAAUAUUUAAGUAUUCUUGUCAUCAGUGGAGCUAUUCUGGAAGUCGAAAGUCGUAACUUAUCUUAAGAGACUAUCGUUAAAUGUCAAAAGAUGAUAUGGGAUAUUGACAAUUAUGUAAUUUAAAGUAUACAAAUAGAGUAUCACAUUAAGUUGGUUAUCGACAUUUCAAGAGAAACGAAGCGAGUUCUUACAGAAUAGCAUUGACGUAUGUUCUAUAGAAGCACAAGCUUAAUCAUUAUCACGAUUUGUUUUACCGAGUCAAGUGUUCAAAUGGGACACGUGUAUUAAAACGAAAGAUUGAGGCAUAUAUCUGAAAUUAUUUUGAAAUUUCAUUCAAAUAAUGCUCUAAGAUACUAUAUUUAAGAAAUUGAUAUUUUAGAGUAUCACAUUAUCUUUGAGUUACGAGUACGUAAGUUUUUACGUCAUAAUUUAUAAUAACAGAAGACAAUUCUAUCAUCCGUAAGCAAAAUAUAUUGUUUCUUAAAUAUAGUAACUGUACAUAAAUCAAGGUGUCUCCGAAGAAAUUCUAAGACACGUCAAACGAUACUAACAAAAAUGACAUAUUUAAAAAUACUCGAUUAUACAUUCGGACAAAUAUGAAGGUUCCGCUUUUUCAUCUUGCAAAUGCUUCUAGUUGAUGGAUCAAUUUAAUUUAGUUAUUUUCAAUAAAUAAUAAUAGUAAUAUUAUUAUUUAUUAUAUAGAUUUAUAUAAUUACAGAUAAUUAAAUGAAUAUGUAUCGUAUUUUUUUAUUUUGUGAUCUGUACUAUAAAUUAUCUAACCAUAUUGGGAUAUCCAUGUAAUUUUUUUCAUUGUUUUUUUUUUAUGCUUACUGUAUCUAAGACUCGCACGUGAAGCUUAUGUUGUAUAAUGUUAUGCCUAAUGAAAAUAAUAACUGUGAUAUUAGAUAGUAUUUAAAUUCUAAGUUGUGUUUAUAGAUAAACUAAUAAAUAUGUAUUUAAAAUUCUUCCAGUCAGAAAUGUUAUGACGUUGUUGGAUCGGGUUGUUUAUUAAAUAAACAAUUAAAAUUUA
This is a messenger RNA of Vanessa atalanta (red admiral), 2416 nucleotides long. RefSeq names its product fringe glycosyltransferase (gene Fng). Gene Ontology annotation, biological process: regulation of Notch signaling pathway. Gene Ontology annotation, molecular function: O-fucosylpeptide 3-beta-N-acetylglucosaminyltransferase activity. Gene Ontology annotation, cellular component: membrane. The record is from RefSeq and is a predicted model, not a curated record. Lineage: Eukaryota; Metazoa; Arthropoda; Insecta; Lepidoptera; Nymphalidae.